AUGAAGAUCACGCUCUCGACGCUUUUGGCGCUUGCCGCGAUGGCGAUGGCCGACUCGACGCCUGCCGCCAAGGACAAGCCAGCCGAAGGCGCGCUUCCGAAGGGUGCUGCUCCCAUGUCCCGUGACGCAGUCAUGGAAAUGGACUACGAAGACUACCGCGGACAUCCCGACAUGAUGGACGAACACUGGCACGGACACGUUUUUGAUUCGCACGCUACCAUGACGAUUGCCCUUCUCGCACUGCUUUCUACUGUCGCCUUGGCCAUUGCCAACUCGGAGCCAGCUGACGCCAAGCAGGCCUCUCAAGCCGAAGGCGUUCGCUCCAACGACAACCACGGCAAGUUUGCCGACCAUGACUACGAAGACUACCCUGGCAGCGAGCUCUGGGAAAAUGUCAUCAUGGCGGUGGUCAUCACGGAGGCGGUCAUCAUGGCGGUGGCCAUCAUGGCGGUGGUCAUCACAGUGAAGGUGGUCGCGGCGGUCACCACGGUGGUGGUGGUCAUCAUGGCGGUGGUUAUCACGGCGGUGGUCAUCACGAGGCCGACGAGCUACUUGGGCUACUAG
Saprolegnia parasitica CBS 223.65 is the source of this 564-nucleotide messenger RNA. RefSeq lists its product as hypothetical. The transcript is spliced from 4 exons. NCBI's taxonomy places the organism in Eukaryota, Oomycota, Saprolegniomycetes, Saprolegniales, Saprolegniaceae. The record is from RefSeq and is a predicted model, not a curated record. Bases 1 to 564 code for a protein of 187 amino acids.